UUAGUUUGUGUGAUCCUCCACGUUGCGAACCCCGUGUGUAAUGCAUUGUGCAAGUCGCUUGACAACCCCAGCUGUCCUUUCUUUUUCUGAUAUAUACUAUUCACAUUUCCCGCUACUCAGUUUAUCAUCGAUUCCUUUCUUGUCAAUUAUCUGUCUACUCGUAUCAGACAAACAUGGAUUGGGAUUCUCAGCUCAGUCCUGCUACUUCCUCUAAUCAGUUCAAGGAUACAUGGAAGCAUGCACUUCUUCUGUCAUUUCAGAGCUUUGGAGUGAUAUAUGGUCAAAUGAGUACUGCUCCCUUAUAUGUCUUUGGGACAAUUCAUGCACAAGAUAUCAAAUCGGAGGAUACAGUUUAUGAACUAUUCUCCUUCAUUUUCUGGACUAUGACCAUCAUUACUUUACUGAAGUAUGUCUGUAUAGUAUUAAGAGCUGAUGAUAAUGGAGAAGGUGGUACUUUUGCUCUGUACUCACUCUUGUGUAGGCAUGCCAAAGUGGGUCUGCUUCCAAAUGACAGAAGUGCUGAUGAGGUUAUGCAUUAUGAGAGGGAAAUUCCUUUCACGAUGAAGGUGGAAUCGAGGGCUAAAAGAACCAUUGAAAAACAUAAAAGUAGUCACUAUGUCAUGUUGGUCCUGGCUCUGUUAGGUUCCUGCAUGACAAUCGGCGUUGCGGUGCUUACCCCAGCUCUUUCGGUCUAUUCAGCUUCAUCAGGUGUUCAAAGAUCACUGUCAGACAUGGCCCACCGAUUUUCAUCUUCGGAAAGGAAACAAGAGUCAAUAGCAAAAGCUUUCAAGGAUUAUGUACCAGUUCCCUUGGCAUCUGCUAUAUUGGUGUGCCUCUUCAUGCUGCAGCAUUGUGGGACUAGUAAAAUUGGGUUUAUGUUUGCUCCGAUUAUCAUUAUUUGGCUGAUAUGUAUUGGUGGCGUGGGUAUAUAUAAUAUUUUCUACUGGGACAAACAAAUUGUCCAUGCAAUCUCUCCUGUAUACAUGUACAGAUUUGUUAGGAACAUUAACGUUGACCGUUGGAGGGCAUUAGGCAGCAUAGUUCUAUGUGUAGCAGGGUCAGAGGCAAUGUUUGCAGAUCUAGGUCAUUUCAGAAAGAAAUCCAUCAAGAUUAUAUUUGUAUGCUUGAUCUAUCCUGUUCUUGUUCUAUGCUAUGCCGGUCAGGCUGCAUUUAUCUCCAAAAACUUUCAUGAGGAUGAUUACAAUCAUCUCAGUGAAUCCUUUCCUACACCAGUUCGCGACUGGUUCAUAGCAUUAUCCCUACUUGCUUCAGCUGUAGGAAGUCAAGCUACCAUAACAGCCAGUUUCUCCAUCAUAAAUCAGUGCCUGGCACUUGGUUGUUUUCCCAGAGUAAAAGUUAUUCAUACAUCAGAUAAGAUACAUGGGCAGGUUUAUAUUCCUGAUAUCAACUGGAUAUUGAUGGUUCUAUGCCUUACUGUUACAAUUGGUUUUCAUGAUAUUGAGAAAAUUGGCAAUGCCACAGGUUUGGCCAUAAUUUCUCCAAUGGUUGUCACAACUUGUCUCAUGUCACUGGUAAUUGCCUUAUACUGGGAGAAGAGUUUGUAUCAAUCUAUCUGUUUUCUACUGUUCUUCGGCUUCAUUGAGGCGAUGUAUGUGUCAGCUUGUAUGUUGAAUGUCCAUAAGGGAGCUUGGUAUUUGGUUUUCCUAUUGGCAUUGUCUUUGACUAUCAUGAUUUCAUGGCAUUAUGGAACCAAAAAGAAGCUCGAAUUCGAUUUAACAAACAAGGUGUCUGCAGAAUGGCUCACAGCUAUUAGUCCAGCACUAGGAGUUACCAGGGUACCUGGCAUUGGUUUCAUUUAUACUGAUAUAGUCUCAGGAAUUCCGGCUUUCUUCUCACACUUCAUUACGAAUCUUCCUGCAUUUCAUCAAGUUUUGAUCUUUGUGUCCUUCAAGUCUCUGCCAGUUCCAUAUGUCCCUGCAACUCGGAGGUACCUUGUGGGAAGGAUCGGGCCAAAAGAUCUUAAAAUAUAUCGUUGUGUGGUGAGAUAUGGAUAUUGUGAGCAUAUUAGGGACACCGAUGAUUUUGAGGAAGAGAUUAUUGGUUCCAUUGGAGAAUUCAUUUCCGUGGAAGAAAAUGACUUUGAUUCCCUGAAUUCAUCACAAGAUAGAAUGAUCAUAGUUGGCAAGCCACCAUCAAAUGGAAGUGCUUUGAUUCCUUUAAAUGAGAUCACCUCAUAUGAGGACUCCGUGAGCUUGGUGCACAAUGAAACCCGGUUAAGUACAUUGGCCGAUGCAUGUGAGAGUGGUAUGGUUUCGGUGCAGAGAAAAAAGGUUCGGUUCAUGUUGCCUCCUAAUAGUCCUAAGAUGCGAGUAUCUGUUAGGGAGGAGCUCCAAGAACUGAUUGAUGCUAGGGAGAGUGGUACUGCAUAUUUCUUGGGUCAGGUGCAUUUGGCAGUUCGUGAAGGCUCAAACAUAUUCAAGCGGUUACUGAUCAUGACCUAUGUUUUGAGUGAGAAGAAUUGCAGAGAGCCUCCAGUGGCACUCAACAUUCCUCAUGCUGCUCUUGUUGAGGUUGGUAUGGUCUGUAGCAUAUAAUUGAACUGUUUUACAGGGAAACAGAAGCAAGAUAAAAAAAUAUAGGGUACGUAGUAGAGAAAUGUAUAUAUAAGAAGUUACAAGAAAGAUAGAGUGAAGUAAAAUCUGUUCUAGCAUGACAAUAACAAGAAAGAACUCGAAGAUUUAUAUUAGUCAUGUUUGUUGGUGGCAUGUAUUAUCGCUUGCACUAGUUUAAAUCAGUUUGAUAA
Messenger RNA from Rosa chinensis, 2764 nucleotides. RefSeq names its product potassium transporter 25. The transcript has 11 exons. Bases 174 to 2555 code for a protein of 793 amino acids. Lineage: Eukaryota; Viridiplantae; Streptophyta; Magnoliopsida; Rosales; Rosaceae. Gene Ontology annotation, biological process: potassium ion transmembrane transport. The record is from RefSeq and is a predicted model, not a curated record. Gene Ontology annotation, cellular component: membrane. Gene Ontology annotation, molecular function: potassium ion transmembrane transporter activity.